AUGAACCGGUUCCUUGCCCAGAACGUUCUAGAAGUCAUUACGAAACAAGUGGGACAAGAAGCGAGGUUAAACUCGGCGCUAUCGCACACAAGGGCGAACGGAAGUGUUUUCCUGCCCUCGUGGCAGCAGCCACAGACGGUCGCGCCCGGCAGCAGGCACCCCACACCACCCCUUGGCCCGAGCGUAGGCGAAGCAGGAGUAAUGUCACCAGAAACUUCUGCCGGAAGUCCGCAACCCAGUUUCCGGCGGCCCUCGGAGUUCUGGUAUGCUUACUAUUCUGCAAACGAGGAACUCCUGAUACCAAGUGUUGGAUUUUCAGUUGGAAAUUGGGAUCAUAUGCUGAUCCUGACAUCACACCACAUUCAACAACUAUUUCUGUUUAAGCAUCCAAAUGUACAAGAGUUCCGAUUCUGUAUAGAGCCUGAAUCUACCGCAGAUAAAUGUAUGACAAUGCAAAACCAGAAUGUUUCUCCAAGCAAGUUAAAUGAUAAAUUACCAUCAUUGUAUGGCGCCCAUGAGAAGGGGAGAUUUCCACGGACAACAUACAGUUUGAAUCAUACACUUAAACCUCUUCCCUUUGACUUGGGACAGAAAAGACCCUCUUUGGUAAAACAGACUGCACAUACUUAUGAGCUGUGGGAUCGUGGAAAUUCAUCUGAGAUGAGUGGUAGAUUUGGUUUUACCAUAUAUCAGACAUCUUACCAGGGUAACCAGGACACAGAACGCCCUUUCUGCAGACGUUUCCCCAAAAUUCCUAGCAAGAGAUCCAAAAUUGCUCAAACUCAGAACCCUACUGAAGUAAUGUGGUUUGGGAAAAAUAAUUCCUUGUACAGAACUCCACUAGAGAUUUUAGGUAAUACUCAACGUCCUCUAUAUCCUUCUGGCAAGAAGUCCAAUCAUACAAAAUCUUCCCGAAAAAAUUGCAUGUAG
Rhincodon typus (whale shark) is the source of this 930-nucleotide messenger RNA. RefSeq lists its product as uncharacterized. The transcript is spliced from 5 exons. The record is from RefSeq and is a predicted model, not a curated record. NCBI's taxonomy places the organism in Eukaryota, Metazoa, Chordata, Chondrichthyes, Orectolobiformes, Rhincodontidae. Bases 1 to 930 code for a protein of 309 amino acids.